UUCCGUAAUUAAACCACCUCCGAAGACCACUACUUCGUCGCGAGUGUCCCCACAAGUCCGGAGAACCAGCUCCGAACAUUAAUGGUCCUUCGAGCCGGAUUUGUGCGUUUUAGUGGCCAAAAACUGGCGAAAAAAGUGAUCAUUUGUGUGUGGUGAUAGUGUCACAGUCAACACUGCCUCAAGUGUGCUGCAUUGCGAGCGGCAAUUUUGGCGUCGAAUCCCGAUUCGACGAUUGCGGAUCCGGCAGAGCAACCGGAUUUCUACUACGGCCUGUCCCCAAGGCGCGGAUACCACGGAGACGGAGCAUUUCGGCGUUUUCGAGGCGCAUUUCGACACCUUCCUCCAGAACCUGGCGAAUCCAGCGUGGCUUGAGUCAGUGAACAAAGAGGUUAGCGUGAGUACACACACGCAUCAAGGUACGGCUAUUCUUUUAUACAAAUAAAGUUGCAUGCGAGUUUUACUGUAGCAAAUAAGGAAUUUGUUCGCGAUUUGAUUGAUUUUUUUGGGCAAUUGACCACGCUACGUUUUUUGGAAUUUGAUUGGGUUUGCGAUUUGGAAAAAUAUCUGAAAAUGGCAUCUUUGCGCGAAUUGUGCAAGAUCGAGCGGGGGUACAUGGACUCCAUGGCCAACGUGGAGGCUUUCGUUGAAAAUUUCAAUGCACCACGUGACACGGUCAGGAUUGCUUCACGCUUGGAGCAUUCGGAAACGCUUUUCAAAGAGUUUCGUGAUAACCGUGCGAAAAUUGAAGUGAGACAGGAGCAAGAUUUGAAAUUGUCCGCUGAGGAAGGCAAGGAGGAGCAGCUGAAGAAGGACGUCGAAGCUGGCAACAGAAAAACUCGCCUGGAUUUUGAGGACAGGUACUUCGAUGCGAAAGAUUUCCUAACGUCGCACCGAGGCAAUCCGACAGCUGUAGCUUCUUCCGCUCCGCCCUGCCAAAUUCCUAACUCCCGAAUCCAUCUCCCUGUUUUCAAAAUUCCUUCCUUUGACGGCUGUGUUAAAGAUUGGUUGAGUUUUCGUGACGCUUUCCAGAGCAUGAUCGGUAAAGAUGCUUCGCUUUCGCCGGUCGAUAAGUUCCAUUAUCUUCUCUCCGUGCUCACCAAAGAAGCCCGGACGUUGGUGGAAUCCAUUGAAGUGACGGCGGCCAACUUCGAUGUCGCGUGGCAGAUGCUCGAACAACGGUUCGAAAACAAAAAGAUCAUCGCUCGAGCACUGAUGGACAGUUUCCUGAAUGCCGAGCCCAUCAAGCGGGAAUCGUACGACGCUCUAGUUGGUCUCAUCGACUCGUACGAGCGAAAUCUUCUACAGCUGCGUAAAAUUGGACUGAAGACAGACGGGUGGACUCAUUUGCUCGCGCAUAUUCUGUAUACACGUCUCGAUGUUGACACGCAACGGCAUUGGGAGCGUGCUCACAACUCUCGUGAAGCACCAAAGUACGAGGACUUGUUGCAGUUUCUUCGGGAUCACCUCGCAACCCUACAACCCCUGGCAUCCAUGAAAUCCCGGGGUUCGGACUCUCAUCUAGAUCAUGGGAAAUCGACGGCCAAGUCCAAGGUCGGUUCGACUCUCACAACUACUACGACUCCGAAAAAAGUUUGUCCACACUGUCAAAAAUCCUCUCACUCUCCUUUCAAAUGCGAAUCCUUUAUCAGUAUGAAUCCUUCCCAAAGGCUAGAAUCAGUCAGGAAAGCUGGUUUGUGCCUAAAUUGUCUUUCCUCUUCCCACUUGGUCAGGGCUUGUCCUAGCUCAGCUUGUCGUGCCUGCGGUCAAAAGCACCAUACGAUGCUGCAUUUGCGCCCAGCAAGCAACGGACAAGAUCACUCGCAAUCGCAACCCACGAAACCCGCUAUUCCACAAAGUCAGCCCGCAAUCGCACCUUUGAACAAUUCCUCCGCUUCGCAAUCGCAAACAGUUACCAUCGCACCCUCCGCUGGCCCAUCCACCUCUCGUCCAGUCGCUCUUCCUGCCACUACUACUGCCGAUAGUAGCGUGAUUCUUCUCUCGACUGCUGUCGUCAAGAUAGCUGACUACAACGGGAAUGUCCAGUUCGCUCGCGCCCUCCUUGAUUGCUGCUCCGAACGAAAUCUGAUGAGUGAACAUUUGGCGCAGAAAUUGGAUCUACGUCGGCAGAAUGACUCGCUGUCUCUCCAAGGUGUGGGUCCCAGUGCUGCUGUGUCGAAGCAAUCGACGACAGCAAACGUACGAUCGCGUUGUACAGAUUUUGCUGUUGACCUCAAGUUCCACAUUUUGCCGGAGUUCAAGCCGAUUUUACCGUCGAACCGGUUGUCGGCAGCCUCCUGGAAGAUUCCUCCAUCCAUACAACUUGCUGAUCCUCGCUUCUUUGAGCCGAAUCGCAUCGAUGCUAUCAUCGGAGCCGAAGUGUACUAUCGUCUACUGCUAGAAGGUUUCGUCGACCUCGGACCGGAACUACCCCAGUUGAAGGAAACGGUUUUUGGGUGGAUAGUAUCCGGAGAAGUGAAUACGGUGGACUCGAGCCUGUCUGCCACCACGCUAGUCUGCAGCAACGCUGAGUUGGAAAAUCAGCUUGCUCGCUUCUGGGAAGUUGAGUCGUGCAAUACGAAUGAGACCUUCUCCACGGAAGAACGGAAAUGCGAAACUCAUUUUGCCGCCACCACUAUUCGAGACUCCACUGGAAUAUUUGUGGUGUCAUUACCGAAGAAACCCGAUGUUCUGGAUAGGUUGGGAGACUCUCGUUCCAUUGCAACUCGACGCUUUUUGUCCCUGGAACGACGACUUCAGGCGAAUCCUUCACUGUUGGAGGCGUACACCGAUUUCAUACAGGAGUAUGUUCAUCUAGGACACAUGGCACCAAUCGAUACUAGCGCAGAAAUUGUGAUUCCGGGGCAGAAGUCCUAUUAUAUGCCUCACCAUUGCAUCGUUCGACCGGAGAGUGUCACGACGAAACUCCGCGUCGUCUUUGAUGCGUCGUGCCCCACUGAUACUGGUGUCUCGUUGAACGACGCACUGAUGGUGGGUCCAGUUGUCCAGGACGACCUGUACAGCAUCAUCCUACGAUUCAGACUUCCUCGCUUCGUCAUCGUCGCCGAUUUGCAGAAAAUGUACCGGCAAGUGUUGGUAUCACCGUCUGAUCGGCCCUUGCAACGUCUUCUGUUUCGAUCGUCACCAUCGGAACCUCUUCAAACCUUCGAAUUGCUGACGGUUACUUAUGGUACGGCGGCAGCUCCGUACCUGGCGACACGUUGUCUUCAGCAACUCGCCUCUGACGGCGAAUCGACUCACCCAAAGGCCGCAGAGGUGGUGUCAAAAGACUUCUACAUUGACGAUCUGCUUACGGGAGUAGCAUUGGAAGAAGAAGGUGUUGAACUUUGCCGAGAGCUGAUUGAUCUCUUGCAGUCGGCUGGAUUUAAGUUGCACAAAUGGGCAUCCAACAGUUCGGCUAUUCUACAGCAUAUUCCAGCGGAGUUUCGAGAAGAUCGAAGUCUGGUGGAGCUCGAUUCGUCAUCCUCGCCUGUGAAAACCUUGGGGCUGCUCUGGCAGCCAAACGAAGACGUCUUCCGCUUCAAAAUACCCACUUGGACCCAGGACGCUGCUAUAACCAAACGAUUGGUGCUUUCUGAGGCAGCACGCUUAUUCGACCCUCUCGGCCUGUUGGGGCCAGUGGUACUACGCUCGAAACUUUUCAUGCAGGAGUUAUGGAAAGCGAAGGUUUCCUGGGACAAUCCGCUCAACGAUCGUCAACAGCAAUUCUGGAAAUCCUUCUGAAAUGAUCUCGAAAUUCUCGACGAGUUUACCGUUCCACGGUGGGCGGCAUCCUGUAACGAUCCAGUCUACGUAGAGCUGCAUGGGUUCAGUGACGCCUCCGAACGCGCAUACGGCGCGUGCAUCUACCUCUGCACAGUUUCGUCCAGCGGAAACGUCUCGGUUCAUCUGCUUACAGCUAAGUCAAAAGUGGCUCCGACGGGAACUGAGAAAUUUGGUUCUACUAUUCGCUUACCGCGUUUAGAACUCUGUGGUGCUCUCCUACUCAGCCAUUUGUUCGAAAAAGUGGAAACCAGUCUUCGUAUCCAAGCCCGUCCUUUCUUCUGGACGGAUUCAACUAUUGUCGUCCACUGGUUGUCCGCUUCACCGUCUCGUUGGAAAACUUUUGUUGGCAACCGGGUGGCUGAAAUUCAGCAAAUCACCGCUGCUGGAAGCUGGAGACACGUUCCAGGCACCGAUAACCCAGCAGAUGUCAGAUCCCGGGGAAUGUCUGCAACGGAGCUUGUAGACAAUAUGCUGUGAUGGCAGGGACCACAAUGGUUGCAGCAACCCAACAGGUUCUGGCCCGCGUUAGUCAAAACCUCCGACGAUCACUUCAGUUCAGAGCAACUCCAGGAUAAACCCACGGUUUCGCUGCCUACAGUCGUCCAAAGUUCAAUAUUCGCCCUGAAAUCGUCUCUCUCCAGUCUCGUCAGAUUGGUAGCCUACAUACAGAGAUUCUGCUACAAUUCGAAGAUACGUAAUGUGUCUAGCCGCAGAUCCGGAGCCUUAACCACAGCAGAGUUGGACGAAGCGUUGUGUAGUUUGGCCAAACUUGCUCAACAGGAAUCGUUUCCGGAAGACCUGCACUCUAUCCGCACCAUUGGUCAAGUGAAGUCAACGUCGAAGCUGAAAACUCUGUCUCCAGUUCUCGUCAAUGGUAUUCUUCGCACUAGAGGACGUCUCAACAAUGCAGCUGUCCCGUACGCUCAGAAGCAACCUAUAAUCUUGGACAACAAGCAUCCGUUCACGCUGUUAGUCGUUCGUCACUACCACCUUCGUCAACUACAUGCUGGACCGACGCUUCUGAUAGCAAGCGUUCGUGCGAAGUUCUGGCCUCUCCGGUUACGUGAUGUCGUGCGAAAGGUUACGCACGAGUGCGUUACCUGUUUUUGAAAUCGGCCAAGCUUCACAGAACAAAUAAUGGCAGACUUGCCACCAGUUCGGGUAUCGCCAGCGUUGCCGUUCCUGAACGCUGGGGUGGAUUUCUGCGGACCUUUCUAUCUCCGACCUCCGACAAGGAAAGCUGCGCCGGUGAAAUCUUUUGUAGCUGUCUUCGUUUGUCUAUCAACCAAGGCAGUACACCUAGAGUUGGUAGGCAAUUUGUCAGCCGACUCGUUUAUCGCUUCCCUGAAGAGGUUUGCUGCACGCCGAGGAGUUCCGCAGACCAUUUACUGCGACAAUGCGACAAACUUUGUCGGCGCUCGCCGAAUACUGAAUGAGUUUCUGAAUCUGUUUCGGACCCAGCAGAAUCGAUUGGAUCUCGAACGACAAUGCUCCGCUGAGGGCAUUCAGUUCUCGUUUAUUCCUCCGAGAUCGCCGCACUUCGGGGGAAUCUGGGAAGCAGCGGUUAAAUCCCUUAAGACCCAUCUCCGUCGCACUCUUGCAAACGCAAUGGUGACACCCGAGCAGUUCCACACAGUGCUUACGCAGACCGAGGCACUGCUAAACUCUCGACCGUUAACGCAGCUCAGCAAUUCCCCAGAAGACUUGGACGUCCUCACGCCAGGUCACUUUCUAGUACACCGACCGCUGACUGCAAUCCCGGAGCCCUCAUACGAAGAAGUUCCUUGCAACCGACUUUCUCAAUGGCAGAUGACACAGGAGUUCGUCCGCCGCUUGUGGAAGCAAUGGUCCACCGAAUACCUAUCGGGGCUGCAACAGCGAACCCGAUGGACACACGAGCGAAACAACAUUCGCGUAGGAACUAUGGUUCUAGUUCGCGAUGACAAUCUGCCGCCGCAAAAGUGGCGUUUCGGGCGCGUUAUUGAAACAUUCCCUGGAAACGACGGACUCAUCCGGGUCGUCAACAUCCGAACCAAGGACGGCAUCUUCAAGAGAGCCAUCACACGCGUGUGCGUUCUACCGAUUCCCGACAACCUACCCGAGGACCAGGAAGCAGCGUAGUUCCAGUAGUUCGCGGUCCCAGCAACACAAGCGUUGUCGGAUUGGAGGAGGCCCUAUGGUCUCCUCCCAAAAUAAGUAUCUAGUUUUCAUUUCCUGAACCUUGUUUUCUCCGACCUAAAACCAAUCGUAUUGGCAGGCACCCUGGACUAUGACCAUCGUAACGACGGAGAGGACUAGACCUGGUGCAUCGACAUUCAUUGACCGACCGGAGUUCACCGAGCCUCAACCCGUCGACCAACAACCAACGAAAAUAUCUGUUGAAUUUGUAAUACAUAGUGUUAGUAGUUCAUUAAGCUCAGUCAGGAUAGGAGUUAGUAUUGAAAUGUAUAUUUCAAUGGUGGGCGGAAUGUUAGGAACCGUCUAUAUUUAUUAUAUUUACCCUACACGAAUAGGUCUCUCUUCUCACUGCCCAAAGCAGAGAAGCAGAGAAUAACCACACUCUCUCCACCUAUUGCCAUAGCAGAUAAUACCAUUGUAAUUAGAACCGAAUCGACCUUUGCGCUAUACACAUCGUUUUCGCUAGCUGCAAUAAAGCAACGUGUGCCAGUCGCGCGUAUCACGUGUUUCGUAGCCUAACCUUGUCGCGUUUUUGUUCCGUAAUUAAACCACCUCCGAAGACCACAACUUCGUCGCGAGUGUCUCCACAAGUCCGGAGAACCA
Messenger RNA from Aedes albopictus (Asian tiger mosquito), 6564 nucleotides. RefSeq lists its product as uncharacterized. Bases 571 to 3741 code for a protein of 1056 amino acids. NCBI's taxonomy places the organism in Eukaryota, Metazoa, Arthropoda, Insecta, Diptera, Culicidae. The transcript has 2 exons. The record is from RefSeq and is a predicted model, not a curated record.